AGCCUACCGAGGGCGCUCAAAACAUCCCAAACUCACAGACUGAACCUCCCCAACAGAACAGCCCAACAGCGAAAGGCUGGGAAGAGCGACGACGCUCUGCGCAUGUGCGCUCUCCGGGGGUCGAAAAUCGGACAGGCGCCUUUUACCAAGUUGCGUCGUCCAGAGGGCGGCGCAUGCGCAAGCUCAGUUCUGGGCGCUCUUGCAGACAAAAGACCUCAAUCUCUUUCCUUAGUCGACCAGACCUUCCAAACCUGGCUUAUAAGAGGCUAAAAGGCAAAAGUCCAGGAAUUAUCUUCAUCCCUGGCUAUAUUUCUAAUAUGAAUGGUACAAAAGCAUUGGCGAUUGAGGAGUUUUGCAAAUCUCUAGGUCACGCCUAUAUAAGGUUUGAUUACUCAGGAGUUGGAAAUUCAGAUGGUAACUUAGAAGAAUGCACAGUGGGAAAAUGGAGAAAAGAUGUUCUUUCUAUAAUUGAUGACUUAGCUGAAGGACCACAGAUACUAGUUGGAUCUAGCCUCGGUGGAUGGCUUAUGCUUCAUGCUGCAAUCGCACGGCCACAAAAGGUUGUUGCUCUUAUUGGCAUAGCGACAGCUGUGGAUGGCCUGGUGACACAGUUUAAUCAGCUUCCUGUUGAGGCAAAAAAGGAAAUAGAGAUGAAAGGUGUGUGGUCCAUGCCAUCAAAAUACAGUGAAGAAGGAGUUUAUCGCAUUCAGUACAGUGUCAUUAAAGAAGCAGAGCACCACUGCUUGUUACAUAGUCCUAUUCCUGUGAACUGCCCUAUAAGAUUGCUCCACGGCAUGAAGGAUGACAUUGUACCAUGGCAUACGUCCAUGCAGGUUGCUGCCCGAGUAGUCAGCACAGAUGUAGAUGUCAUCCUCCGAAAGAAUAGUGAUCACCGAAUGAAGGAAAAAGCGGACAUUCAACUUCUGGUUUACACUAUUGAUGACUUAAUUGAUAAGCUUUCAACUGUAGUUAACUAGAAUCACAGUUUUAGUUGGAAUGUAAAGUAAUGGAUCCAGAGGAUGGAAGCGGGAUAACAGAUGAAGGACCCUGAUACUUAGAAGGUUUUUUUCUCUUAUCUCUACUUUGUAAAUAUCAUGUGAGUAUUUAAUGAUGUAUUUGCACAAGUGAUUCAGAUUGUGAAGAAAGUGCCAGCUGCUGUUUGAAAAAUUUUCUUCUUCCUCCAAUCCUUGAUUUUUUUCAUCAAAAUAUUUCCUAUUUUUUUAUUCAAGAGAUGUUUACCUUCUAAUGCUUAUGUUAACUAUGCCAGCUCUUACUUAGAAUUGCUAAUAAAACUUGAUUUUUUUGUUUUUUGUUUGGUAUCAUUGUAUAUGGAGAUUUGCAAAAUUAUUUCUGAUUUUAAAAUGCAGUUUACAAGAUAUAGGAAAAUGUUUACUGAAAUAAAUCUAAAAUGACUAGAGAAAUGUCUGAAGCAUAAUGAAGUUCAAAAUAAAGCUAUUACUUUAUAUAUUA
Messenger RNA from Balaenoptera acutorostrata (minke whale), 1470 nucleotides. It is a transcript of the gene ABHD10, whose product is annotated as abhydrolase domain containing 10, depalmitoylase. The coding region runs from base 174 to 977 and encodes 267 amino acids. Gene Ontology annotation, molecular function: hydrolase activity, hydrolyzing O-glycosyl compounds; palmitoyl-(protein) hydrolase activity. Lineage: Eukaryota; Metazoa; Chordata; Mammalia; Artiodactyla; Balaenopteridae. Gene Ontology annotation, biological process: protein depalmitoylation. The transcript has 5 exons. Gene Ontology annotation, cellular component: mitochondrion. The record is from RefSeq and is a predicted model, not a curated record.